This is a messenger RNA of Peniophora sp. CBMAI 1063, 1194 nucleotides long. The record is from the annotation of a GenBank genome assembly. Lineage: Eukaryota; Fungi; Basidiomycota; Agaricomycetes; Russulales; Peniophoraceae.
AUGGCUGAUCCUCACCCUAAUCAUAAUUUAUUGCUGGCCAAGAUCCUACUGCUUUCAUACCCUGUCAUAGCCGAUAACUCUUCACGACCUGAUCUGCACAAUACUUCUGUAGUCCAGAUGGAGGAUCCGUUCUUCGAGUGGGGUGAACAUAUAGCUAUAUGGCUUACACUCAAUCUAUUGGCACCAUACCCUGGCACAGAGGGGCGUCCACGACCUGUUCAGGGUGGGCAACAUAUUACCAAAGAGUAUCUACGUGGUCUGCCAUCACGGAGUUGUGUCUGGGCAUUUUGGUUUACGGUUGACCAGCUCGUCGACUUGACUGAAGCGCUUGAUAUUCAAGAGCCAAUAUAUACGGAAAAUAGCCAUAAAUCCAAGCCGCUCGAAGCUGUUGCUCUACUCUACACUUGCUAUUGUCAUAGCGGAGAUCUCUAUGAUUUUAUUGAGAAGUAUGAUCAUUCAGCAUCCUUGCUAUCACAGAUGAUCAUUGAUGUUGUCAAGUACCUUGAUGAGUGGUGGAAGCAUCUACUCAAUUUUGACCACCAGUUCAUACUGAGCCUGGCGAAGAUGGCAGAGUAUGCUGAGGCCAUACGCAACCGUGGAUCUCCCAUCUGGACACUAUUUGGCUUUAUUGACUGUAUGAUCUGUUGCAUCACACGUCCGACAUGGUUCCAGAUGGCAGAUUACAAUGGCCACAAGAAGAUUCACAUGCUCAAGUACCAGGCAAUCAUGUUACCAAAUGAGCUCAUUGGUCAUCUUUCUGGCCCGAUGGAGGGCCGACGUCAUGAUGUUUGGAUGCUGGAAGAGAGUCACUUCUUUGAGCACUGCGAAGCUCAUGCACUUGUUCCGGGAACUGGCCCGAAUAACCCAGUUGAGGAGAGGUUCUACCAGGUUUCCGGUGAUUCUGCAUAUGGAGUUGGGCCCCAUAUUCAAAGCAAUAUUCAUAGUUCAGGUCAGCAGACCGAGGAUGAGCGCGCAUUCAAUGCAAAGAUAGACGGCCAGACUCUCGCUAUGAGUGGCAUUGGCCUUGUGAAGAAGAUUAUUGCCCUCUUCGACCUUCGCAAGCAACUUCUCAAGUCGCUCAGCUUGAAGAACCUCAGCCCGAGCCCUAGCCUCCUCCUGAUCCUUGCGGAUAUGCUCGAGGAAUGUCUCUACUUCUUUGGUGACGAUGAUGCCUUCGUAGCCAAAUCCGAGUGA